Rhinopithecus roxellana (golden snub-nosed monkey) is the source of this 1224-nucleotide messenger RNA. It is a transcript of the gene OIP5, whose product is annotated as Opa interacting protein 5. The record is from RefSeq and is a predicted model, not a curated record. Gene Ontology annotation, biological process: chromosome segregation; CENP-A containing chromatin assembly. Lineage: Eukaryota; Metazoa; Chordata; Mammalia; Primates; Cercopithecidae. Gene Ontology annotation, cellular component: chromosome, centromeric region; chromatin; nucleus. The coding region runs from base 60 to 749 and encodes 229 amino acids. The transcript is spliced from 5 exons.
AACUGUGCUUGGGGCGGGGCCUGGCGUGUAUUCGAAACGAAGGCGCCUGCUGAGAGAAGAUGGCGGCUCAGCCACGGCGGCGUCGCUCGCCUUGCGUAACGCCGCCCCGGGGUGACUUUUGUGAUGGCACUGAGAGGGCGAUUGACGAAGCUUCUUUUACGACCUCCAUGGAGUGGGAUACACAGGUGGUGAAGGGGUCCUCGCCGCUCGGCCCCGCAGGGCUGGGGGCUGAGGAGCCGGCAGCCGUCUCGCAGCUGCCGUCUUGGCUGCAGCCUGAGAGGUGCGCUGUUUUCCAGUGCGCACAGUGCCACGCAGUGCUCGCCGACUCGGUGCACCUCGCCUGGGACCUGUCGCGGUCCCUUGGGGCCGUGGUCUUCUCCAGAGUUACAAAUAACGUCGUUUUGGAAGCGCCCUUCCUAGUUGGCAUUGAAGGUUCACUCAAAGGCAGUACUUAUAACCUUUUAUUCUGUGGUUCCUGUGGGAUUCCCAUUGGUUUCCAUCUAUAUUCUACCCAUGCUGCCCUGGCUGCCUUGAGAGGUCACUUCUGCCUUUCCAGUGACAAAAUGGUGUGCUAUCUCUUAAAAACAAAAGCCAUAGUAAAUGCAUCAGAGAUGGAUAUUCACAAUGUAUCUCUAUCAGAAAAGAUUGCAGAGCUGAAAGAGAAGAUAGUGCUAACGCACACUCGCUUAAAAUCACUAAUGAAGAUUCUGAGUGAAGUGACUCCUGACCAGUCCAAGCCGGAAAACUGAUCCUGUACCAAGGCUUGAGUGUCAGGUUCAGGCUUUAUUGCUGUCUUCAACAACAAGUGCUGCUUAGUCAUUUCUCAAAAAGACUGGCUUUGGGAAAUGCAGUUUCUAUUUACCGUUAGGCUGAUUGUCCAAAUGAUUUGUGAAGCUGUUUUUAGAAGAUGAGAAACUAAGGAUUCUUCUGUUUUAUAGCUAUUUGCCUUAAGAACUUAUUUUAGAUUCUGAUUGAAUUCAUAAUACUUAUUUCUGAAGAUGUCUUUGACUGUAAAUUUAGGAAUUAAGAUGCAAAGUCCCAUGUGUCCUCUGAUCUAAAGUUGCAUGGUUGGUCUGAAAAUAGAGUUGGGCUUAAUGUUGACUUCUAGUACUCCUGCAUGGAGCAGUUGUUAUGAAUAUUAAUAAAUCUUUUUUUAACUUAUGUAAAAUACAGAUCAUAAUAUUCCAUAGGUAAUGUUUAAUAAAUUGCCUGAAUAAUAUACAA